Messenger RNA from Ictalurus punctatus (channel catfish), 1356 nucleotides. It is a transcript of the gene nsl1, whose product is annotated as NSL1 component of MIS12 kinetochore complex. Bases 42 to 818 code for a protein of 258 amino acids. Gene Ontology annotation, cellular component: kinetochore; MIS12/MIND type complex. Gene Ontology annotation, biological process: mitotic sister chromatid segregation. The record is from RefSeq and is a predicted model, not a curated record. NCBI's taxonomy places the organism in Eukaryota, Metazoa, Chordata, Actinopteri, Siluriformes, Ictaluridae. The transcript is spliced from 7 exons.
CACUUCCGCUUCUAGGUUGUUUUGAAAAGUUGGUGCUAAAGAUGGCGGACGUUGUCGGGGACCCCACAUCAAUAGCGGAGAAACAUCAGGAUGUCAGAGUAAAUGUUAAGUCUAAGAGAAUCUUCGCUUAUCAACUUGCAAAGUAUAAAAGUUUGCUUAUAAAGCUGCUGGAGCGUCAACCGGAACUGAACGAAAGCGACGUGGAAAAGAUAUUAGAAGAAAUGCUGAUGAAUUUCGAGAAUGCAGUGCAAGAAAACAUCACCGUCGGUGGUUUAUCCUGGGAUGAAGCCGCAGAGGAGAACGGUGAAGAUUACGAGUGCAGCACGGUGGACGACCUGUUGGAUGAGAAGAUUGUCCAGACUAGCUGGAAACGCAGCGUUUACCCAAAGAAAAUUCUGCCAUAUUUUGUCCGGUCCCUGAAAGCCGAGCGCAAACUCAUGGGUUUGUUUGACAAUACGGUGAAAGCACAAGAAGUGAAGCGGGAUCCUGUUCAGGACACCAUCAUGAGCAGUGUUUCUGCUGCUGCACCCGUGAUGUUCAGACAAGCGUCUACAGUCAUGAAGUCUUUGAAGGAGGUGAAGCAGAUGGCAGAAGGUCUUCACCAGGUGCUGAACACGCAGCCUUCAGCUGAGACCCUGGAGGCCUACAGAGAUGUGUUCAGUAACUAUGAGGGAAAACGUGCUGAAGUCCGGUGCAGCAGCGAGUCUAACAGACAGUCCAUUAAAAGAGCUGCGUCUGAGAGAGAAUACAGCACACGAUACGUUCCCGUGGUUCCAUCCACUCCAGAUCACAUUACAGUUUCCCUUCACUGGAACUAAGCGGCCCAAACCUGUUCCAGCAUGACACAAAGUGAGCUCCAUGAAGACAUUGCGUGGUAAGGUUGGAAGAACUUGUGUUUCCUGCACAGAGCCCUGACCUCAACCCCACUGAACACCUUUGGGAUGAACUGGAACUCCUCACCUAACAUCAGUGCCUGACCUCAACCGCACUAAUGCUCUUGUAGUUGAAUGAACACAAAUCCCCACAGCCACACCCCAAAAUCUAGUGGAAUGCCAUCCCAGAAGACUGGAGGAGGUUGUUAUAACAGUGAAAGGGGGGAUAUAUCUGUGUUAAUGCCCAUGGUUUUGUCAAGGGUGCCUACUUUUGGCCAUAUAGUGCAUGUAGGUAGAUUAUUUAAUCUUUAUCCUCUUAUUGUUUAUUCUUUUGUUUGUAUAUCAAUUUUAAAAACAUUUUUAAUUCAAAUGUCUGUGACCUGUAUUGAUCUUUUAUCUAUCCAAUAAAACUCAAACACAAACAAACAAAAAAAAACGUAUUAUGUUGUAAUGAUGUUAAUAAUAAACUGAAAUAUUUUCAUUA